UUUUUUCGAACUCUCUCGAUAACCUCCCCGCCCACCUAUAAAACCACUCACAUUCGAACCCUAUUCACAAAAAUCCACCAUUUUCUCUGUGUGCGCAUUUAUCUGUAUACAUUAUUCGGCAUUUGCAGGUCGGAGAAUCUGAUCGGAGCAAGUUGUGAUCGACGAUCGGAGUUGAAAGUUCGUUAUUCAAAGUGUUCUGCGUUAGCUUCCUUUUAUAUUUCACUUUUGUUUUUGCUCCGUAAUUCCGUUUUUCGCUCUUCUCAUUUCUAUUGAAUUUACUUAUAUAGGUAGGUGGAUUAUAUGAAUUUUGCGCUAUUAUAUAGUUUCCUCCAAGUAUUAUUAGACCUGUAAUGACGCCUAUCUACUGAUCUCUAUUUUUCGUCUUAUUCUUCUGAUUUGUCGUUCGUUGCAUUUCAUCCUCUAUGUCGGAAUCUAUGAAAUGUUUGUGCUGGUGAAUUUAUAGGUUUUGUUUGCUUAGAGUGAUUAUAAUGGAUUUGCCUUUGUUUGUAUGUGGAGAGAUACUUUUGAUGGAGUUCGUAGAAUUUGUGUUGUGUUGAUUGUGCUCUCGUCUAGGUUCCAUUUGUUGUGGAAUCUAUAAGAUUUGUGAUUGUUGUGUUAUGGAAAAAAGAAAGAGAAAGCGACUCUGUUGAGAUUAUGUUUCAGUGCCAUGAGAUCAUGAAUAAUUGGUUUGCGUGCUAUUGUGUUAUGAAUGGUUGCCUUGCAAAUGCCUAUGUUGAAUUAGAUGGUUAUGUAGCGUAUGUAUCUUAGUGGAAUGCUGCUUUAUAUCACUGAGCUUUUGAGCUUUGUGGUUAUAUUAAUCCUAUCCACAAUUUUUUAUUCACGUAGUGUAUAAUCCUCAGUUUCAGGGCUUUUGCCUUGGCUGAUUGAUUGCAUGAGACCUUCACUUUUGAUUGAUUGAGUGGCAGCAAAAUAUAUCCGUAGGAACGAUUGACAACUAAUUUGGCAUUCUUUGGGCUUAGAAUAGUUGAUGAAAUUAUCUAGUUUUACUCUUAGCCUUGAAAAAAUCAUAGUUAAAUAUAUAGGUACCCACAGGUUUAAGAUAUGGGGUACCUGUGUGGGUGGUUUAGCUAUAUUGAUGUUUUGUGACGGUUUAUAAACUGCAGUUAUCAAGUAAAAUUCCAGUGAGAAGAUGAUGAGGAAUUUAAAGAAAAAGCAUAUAGUAAAGAUCUUGAUUAAACAAAUACUCUUCUUUUUUCCUGUUCGGUCCCUUUUUGGUUAUGAAGACGGAGACUAUAAACACAAGCAUUUAUAAGCAUGUAUUUGGUCAAUCUGAAGUUGCAAAGCUGGUGUCUCGAUCAAAUGCAAGUAGUAGUCAUGAUAGUGCCAUACUCAUUGGACAUCUAUGUCAAUCUUCUGUUCAGUUUGUUCAUCACUCUUUCCUUUUUCUAUUUUGCGUUAAACUUCUGAUGCUGGUAUCCGUCGAGGCUAUUGGUAUUUGCAACUCACUUUUCUUUCAAUAAUAAUAGGCUGACUUAGGAUAGGGAGUUUCUAGUGCUUUCCAAGCCUUCUGGUAUGCUUUAUCUUCCAACCAAUCUAAUUUUGGGCUCUUGAAGGAGAUCAUCUGGUAUAUGUGGUUGUAGCUGUUCUUGACUGCUAUAAUGGAAGUGUAAACUCUACCUACUUUCACAUGAGAGGUAGACACUGGACUGUGGAAAAAUAAGAUAUCGUGGCACAUGAUGCUUUUUGUUUUGCAACUUUAGUUUUUGUGAAUUUUAGUAAAAUGCUAGGCAUGUGCGAUGAUGAGGUCUUUCGUUAACAAAGAUAGGCCUUGGGGUGAAAAGGUGAACAAAAAAGAAAGGAAAAUAGAAAGAUGACCACCGGAGGCUGGAGAGUAUGGAUCAGUUGGAUGUUGUAACCCAACAGAUAAGAUUUUCCUUUCUGACAAUGAAAAAAUCCAACUAACAGACUGUAGGAAUUUAUAAAAUUCUUCUUCAGGGUAAGAUUCCCUUGUUAAAGUGACAUGGUGCAGAAGCUCAGACAGAGGUUGGACUUCCCUUCAUCAGUAUCUCUUUAAAUGGAGUUCUCCAAGAAUGAAGUCAUCAUGCAAUCAUUAUUAGCUACUGCUGGAUGCUUUGGAGCUCCUCAAUGCUUCACGAUAGUUCUAGUUUGGUUCCUUUUGAACCUACUUGUGGAUUCUUGUAGAUCAACUUGUUUUGAUGAAAUUCUCAUGGUGGAGUUUGCUGAUUGGAGCUGUCAACCUUUGUUGGAAUUUGUUGUUGCUGGUUUCAAUUGGUGUUCAUGUGCGACAACAAGAACAUUGUCUGAGGUGUUUUGCCCAUUUGGAGGGCCAAGUAGUCAUGCCUUUGUAGGUUUAGGAUUUUUUCCCUUGACUAUUUUCUGAAUGCAGGGCUUGUAGUUGUUAAAUUCAUCCAUAAGGCUAAAUGGGAGACAUAGUGAUUGAACAUUCAGGGUCGCCACAUUAUGAGGCCUUGAACUUGCAAAAUGUUACAACAUCUGAGAAUGAUGCUGAUCUGGUUCGGAGUUACUGUGGGGGCUUCUUUCCUGAGGGUAGUACACAUGAAGAAAAAUCCACUUGCACCGAAGCCCUCGACAGAGGAUUCUUUGAAUAUGGAUGUUCCCACUAUCGCCGUAGAUGUCGCAUUAGAGCCCCAUGCUGCGAUGAGAUGUUUGACUGCAGGCAUUGUCAUAAUGAAUCUAAGAACAAUAUCAACAUUGACCAGAAACUUCGACAUGAGAUUCCUCGUCACAAGGUGGAAAGGAUUAUAUGCUCACUUUGUAAUACAGAGCAAGAGGUUCGGCAAGUUUGCAUCAAUUGCGGUGUGUGCAUGGGGAGAUAUUUCUGUGAAACGUGUAAGCUAUUUGAUGAUGAUAUAUCCAAAAGACAGUAUCACUGCAGUGGUUGUGGGAUAUGCAGGAUUGGUGGGAUGGAGAACUUCUUCCACUGUCCCAAAUGCAGAUGUUGUCAUUCUGUUCUAUUGAGGAACAGCCACCCCUGUGUAGAGGGGGCAAUGCAUCAUGACUGUCCUGUUUGUUUUGAGUAUCUCUUUGAGUCGAUAAAUGAUGUAACAGUCAUGCCUUGUGGACACACUAUUCAUAAGAACUGUUUGAAGGAGAUGCAGGAACACUACCAAUAUGCUUGUCCUCUCUGCUGUAAGUCGGUAUGUGAUAUGUCAAAGGUGUGGGAGAAAUUUGACAUGGAAAUUGCUGCAACACCAAUGCCCGAACCUUAUCAAGACAAGAAGGUUUGGAUCCUUUGUAAUGAUUGUGGAAUCACCUCAGAAGUGCAAUAUCACUUUGUGGCCCAGAAAUGUCCAUGUUGCAAAUCUUACAACACCCGCCAAACAAGAGGUGGAUAAAAGGACCAAAUAUCAAUAGCCAAUCUGGCUUUCAAGUGAAAAUGAUCCCACACCCUAUGUGGCUAGGGUGGUACCUCUGAGUGGGAAUGAUUGGGCUUUACAAGCUAAGCUUGUAGAAGAAAUAACGGAAAGAAGGGGUUCUAAUAUGAUCCUGCUUGUAACACUUCUGAGGUUAUCGUGUUUUCGCGUUUUAGUAGUACGUGCGUUUUAUAUGCCAGUGCAAUUUUCAAGACACUGAUUAUUUGUUCAGUGUUAGCCCUAUUAUUGUUGGCAUGUGUGAUUCAAUCCUUUAUAGCACAAAGCGAGUUGGACUGUGGCAUGUUAAGUGGCUGAGAGACUUGAUGUGUUGUGUGAUAUGUAUUUUCCAGUUAAUUACUCACUUGAAGAUAAAUUUGUAUUAUUACUUCAUAUUUAUUAAGUAGUAUAUUUCUUUAAGAAAA
Molecule: messenger RNA, 3778 nt
Organism: Solanum lycopersicum (tomato)
Lineage: Eukaryota; Viridiplantae; Streptophyta; Magnoliopsida; Solanales; Solanaceae
Product: probable E3 ubiquitin-protein ligase RZFP34
Molecular function (GO): zinc ion binding
Source: RefSeq, a predicted model, not a curated record